AAAGAGGCGCAUCCCCGGCCCCUGCGCGCAGGGAGGGCUGCGCAUCGGGGCUGCAGUGCAUGCGGGAGCCCCACCUCCCCAGGCGGCGCGCUGCUGCGAGGGCGGCCCCGGGGCCCCAAUCCGGGCUCCUGCGGCGGGGGGCAGCGGGUGCCUUUCCCGGUCCGCCGCCGAGGGGCGCUGCCCGCGGUCCCCGGGGCCGGGCGCGCUCCUCAAGAUGUCCGGGUGCGGCGGCCGGAGGCCCGGGCCGCGCCUGCCCUGGCUGCUGUGCUGCAGCGCGCUGCUUUCCCCGGCUGCGGGCUACGUGAUCGUGAGCUCCGUGUCCUGGGCCGUCACCAACGAGGUGGACGAGGAGCUGGACAGCGCUUCCACCGAGGAGGCGCUGCCCGCGCUGCUGGAGGACUCGGGCAGCAUCUGGCAGCGGAGCUUCCCGGCCUCGGCGCACAAGGAGGACGCGCACCUGCCGCCCCCGGAGGGCGCUGCCCGCGCCAGGCCGCCCCCCGCGCCGCCCGGGAUGUUCUCCUACCGGCGCGAGGGCGGCGCGAGGCUGCGCCCGGGCACCGCCCGCUUCCUGGCCCACGCCAGCGCCUGGGGCUGUCUGGCCACCGUGUCCGCCCACGAGAAGAUCCCUGGACUGCCGUUUGGGAACUGCCUGCCCAUCAGUGACGGCCCCUUCAACAACAGCACUGGGAUUCCUUUCUUCUAUGUGACACCCAAGGACCCCCUGGUGGCCGAUCUGAUGAAGAACCCCACGGCCUCGCUCCUGCUGCCGGAAUCUGAAGGAGAGUUCUGCAGAAAAAAUAUCGUGGACCCAGAAGAUCCCCGCUGUGCCCGGUUAAUGCUCACUGGCCAAAUGGUUGCAGUGUCUCCAGAAGAAGUGGAAUUUGCCAAGCAAGCCAUGUUUUCAAGACACCCAGUUAUGAGGAAAUGGCCUCGUCAGUAUGAAUGGUUCUUUAUGAAGAUGAAGAUAGAAUAUAUCUGGCUUCAGAAAUGGUAUGGAGGCGUAGCCGACAUUUCCAGGGAGGAGUAUUUUAAAGCAGUUCCAAGAAAGGCCUGAUGGAAUGAGAAGAAAGUCCUUGAUGUUUGUGUAAAACGAACGCCUUUUAAGUGAUGCUGCCAGACCGGGAUUGACGGCUGUCUCUUUGGGAAGGGUUCACUGCAGCCCUGUCAUCCUUACCGCAGAACGAGAGCGGGUCACUGGGGACCCCUGUGCUCGCUGGAGAUUGCAGUGGCCAUUUGCAAAUGCCCAGAUCAUACAGGGACUUCACAGAGAGAGUCUGCACACAUGUAUGCAAUCCAGACUCACCUUCGUGGGGUCAUCAUUGGUUGUCAAAGUGAGACAGUUGCUGUUCCAUUCUUUAAGACAAAACAAAAACAAAAACUAUGCCUGUAUGUGCAGUGUGAUUACUUUGUAUUGUGAGAGUAUGUUUGUUGCUCGUUGUAUCCAAAGCAGUGUCUUGGUCCUAAGCUCAUUGCAACCACAAAAGAAAUAAAUAUGCAUCACACGGCCGCCGUCUUGUAUUUAGGGUGAGGAGGCAGGACUCUUUGUCUGUGGGUUACCAGCCUGCUAUUUGAUGGCAAGUGCGUUAUGGAGUCCCAUUUGCUGGAAUGUACUGGUCACUCAUGAAGCUUUUUUCCCAGUGUAAUGUGACAAACCAUAUGAGAACCCCCACACACACACCCUGAGCUUGGUGCACAGCCCUAUUCUAGGUAAUCAGGCCAUGGUAGUGCAUUAAGGGAGGGGCAGCUUUGGCAUCAGGCUCCCCAGAUGCCCUCUGCUAGUGCUCUGAUGGAGGGUCCCCUUCUCUUAGGCAUGGGGAGUGGUACUCAGUCUGCGGUGUAGAGCGAGGAUGGGGAGAGGGGGAGGCUGGAAAGGAAGCAAAGGCAACAAAUAAGGGAAGGAAAGAAGUCAGCAACCGGAGGCAGCUCCCUGCCCAGCCGUGGGCUGGGCCCUCGACGGGAUCAUCUCACUGAAGCCUCACAGCCAAUGAGAUUCAUCAUCAUUGCCACUUACGACAAGAACACUGAGGCUCAGAGAGUUUAAGUCAACAUCCCAGGAUCUGACUCCACCACUCACUGCACACAAUGGACAGAGUGGUACCUAGACAAUUUCCAGUUCUAAGAACAAGACAAAAGAGUUACUGAAAUACACAGGUAGUCAUUGAAUCAGUAAAAUCAGUAAAGUGAUGACUAACCUGCUUGAGAUGAUUAGCCACUGUUUUCUACCAAAAAGGGGAAAAAGUCUGAAAUUUGAUUCUUAGUACAGAUUUUAAAUUUUCUACAAAUUAUAUACAGGCACCUGCAUUGUACCUGUAUAUACACCUGUGGCCUACGAGGACCUAUAUGUACACAUCUGAGACCUCUUAUAUUGAGAUCUGUAAAAGAUCUAGCACUACCUAGCUUUCUGCCUUUUUAUAUGGCUCUAAACCCUCUUUGGUUGGUUAGGUAUGUUGUAUAAACAUAAAAACACAGCACAAAAAAUAUAGGAAAUAUACAUUUAAAAAAUAAAUAAUAGUGUUAUUAAUGGUUACACUUUUGUUUAAAAAAUUAAGACGUGAAGAGAGUUUGAGUUGUCAAAAUAUUUUUAAGUGCCUGUUACUAAAAGCAUAGUAAGAUACACAGAAUUCUUUAUCAAAAGUCAAAUCACAAAAGCGUUCCUUAACAAUAGCAAUUUCUAAUAUAUAAGAAUAAGGUAACUUUGAGGGUAUUUCAUAUUAUAAGAGUUUAAAAUUAUUGCUACCCCCAUUUAGAGGUAAGAGGAGAAAACUGGAAGAAGAAACCACAUACUCUGUAAGUCAACCUCAAAUCUUAAUUCUUUGAGUGUCUCUGUGUCCAAGUCCCAUCUGAAGGAUAAUUUUCCUAAUGCUAGUUUUGCUUUUACAGUCAGGUUUCACUUAGCUUGUUAAAGCUCACUCGGCUGCUUCAAGGAGUUUUGCAGCUUAACCACUGAUGAAUGGUAUCAGUUAUUUAUCCAAAUUACAGGGAAUGGAAUCUGGACAGGUUGGAUGAUAAAUAGAGUGUUGAAAAGGCAUCUGUAUGAGAAGAAUGGGCCCCAUUCAGGCCAGUAAGUUUCAGCAAAUCUCUGGAAAUUUACACUGAUUAAAAUUUUAAAGACUGUAUUGGAAGUUCUGGACAGGGCAGUAAGGCAAUAAAAAGAAAUAAAAUGCAUAUGAUUGAAAAGUAAUAAAAGUAUCCCUGUUUACAGAUGAUGUAAUUGUCUACGUAGAAAAUUCCAAACAAAUCUAUCAAAAACAAAACAAAACAAAAAAACUCCUAGAACAAUGGAGUUCAGCAAGGUCUUGGGAUACAAGAUCAGCACACAAAAUUUAAUCACAUUUCUAUAUAUUAACAAUGAACAAAGUGGAAACCAAAACUAAAAACACAAUACCAUUUACAAUCAUUCCAAAAGAAAAAUUUAAAAAAACUUAGAUAUAAGUUUAACAAAAACAUGCACAGGAUCUAUAUGCUGAAAAUUAAAAGAUGCUAGUAAAAGAAAUCAAAGACUUAAAAAAAUGAAGAGACAUACCACGUCCAUGGAUUAGAGGACACAAAAUAGUAAAAAAAUGUCAGUUCUCCCCAGAUUCAUCUAUAGGUUUACUGCAAUUUCUAUCAAAAUCCCAGGGAGGUUUUUGUAGACAUAUUCAAGCUUAUUCUAAAAGUUCUAAGGCACAGGCCUUGGAAUAGCUAAAACUAUCUUGUAAAAGAAUAAGUAGGAGAAAUCACACUACUCAAUAUAAAGACUUAUGUUGCUACACUAAUCAAGACAGAUAGACUUAUGUAGCUACACUAAUCAAGACAGUGUGGUAUUGGUGGAGGCAUAGACACAAAAGAUCAAUGGAACAGAAUACAGAAUCUAGAAAUAGACCAUACAGAUAUGCUCAAUUGAUUUUUUUUAAGUACAAAAGUAAUUCAAGGGAGAGAGGAUAGUCUUUUCGAUAGAGUUGCUGAGCAAUCAGAUAUCCAUGAGCAAAUAAAAAGAACCUCAAGCUAAAUCCUGUACUUUAUAUAAAAACUCAAAAUAGAUCAUGACCCUAAAUAUAAAGUGGAAAACCAUAAAACUCUUUUUUUUUUAAAUAGAAAAUCUUUGGGACCUAGGGCUAAACUAAGCGAAGACUUCUUAGACUUGACACCAAAAGCCUAAACUCCAUAAAAGGAAAAAUUGGACUUCAUCAAAAUGUUAAACUUUUGUUCUGCAAAAGACCAUGUUAAGAGAAUGAAAACACAGACUAUAUACUGGGAGGAAACACCGGCCAAGAGCAUAUCCAACAAAGGACGACUAUCUAGAAUGGAUGGAGAGCUGUUAAAACUCAACAGCUUUUUAAAAAAUCCAAUUAGACACUGGAGAACAUGAACAAAUGCUUCUCCGAAGAGGAUAUGGCAGAUUAGCACAUGAAAAGAUACUCGACAUCAUCAGUCAUUAGGCAACUGCAAAUUAAAACCCCAAGAGAUACCAUGAGGCAUCUACCCAAGUUGCUAAAACAUACUAACAACACCAAGUAUUAGCAAAGAAUGCAGAGCAGCGGGAUCAGCCUAUAGCUGAUGGGAAAGUCAAUGGAACAGUUCUUCUGGAGAACCAAUUGAUAGUUUCUUCUAAAACUAAACGAGCAACUGCCAUACCACGCAGCAAUUGCACUCCUGGGCAUCUAUCCCAGGGAGAUGCAAAACUAAUGUUCACACAAAAACUUGCGCACAACUGUUCACAGCAGCUUAACUCAUUCCAAAUCUGUAAACUACCAGAUGUCCUUUAUUUUUUAAUUAAUUUUUAUUGGAGUAUAGUGGCUUUACAAUGUUGUGGAUGUCCUUUAAUGGGUGACCGGUGAAAGAAAUAGUGAUACAUCCAUGCCAUGGAAUACUACUCAGCAAUAAAACAAUUUCCUAUACAACAACUUGGAUGAGUCUUCAGAGAAUUACGGUGAGUGAAAAAGCCCAUCCCCAAAGGUUACAUCCCGUAUAAUUCCAUUUAUAUAACAUUUUGAAAUGCAAAAUUCUAGAAAUGGAGAACAGAUUAGGGAUUGCCAGGGAGGAAGGUGGAGAACCAGAGAGAUGGAUGUGAGUAUAAAAGAGAUACCUAUUGUGAAGGAAAUGUUCCCUAGCUUGUCUGUAUCAGUGUCAAAAUCCUGGUUGUGAUAUUGUAUCAUUCUGUAAGAUGUUACCAUUGGGGGAAAAUGGGUAAAAGGUACACAGAAUCUCUGUAUUAUUUCUUACAGCUGCGUGUCAAUCUACAAGUAUCAGCAAUUCUCUCAGAAUCUACAGUUAUCUCAGUAAAAAGUUUAAUAAACAAAAUUUAAGGCUUAGCUUAAAUGAGGCAUUUAUGCCUUCUUGUUGGUCCCUAAUGAAAUAAAUGAAGAACUGAGCUGUGUGCCAAAACCUAGCAGAACAGAGGACGUUUGUUUUCUUUAACCAUUAAUACAUGCAUUUUUGGAAGAGAGAAGAUUUCUUUAAAAGUUUUCAAAAUCUAUUCAAUAUUAAAUUGAAUACAAAUUAAUAAGAAUUCAACAAACCUGCUGUAUAGAUUUUAUGUGGGACACUUAGAAGAGGAGGAUAUCUUUCAGUCUCUGGCAUAAACACGUAAAGCUACAGGCGUAUGUAGGUAUCCAUGUCUGUGCACAGGGAUUCUCCACUGAUGUUCAUAGCACAGAACUGUAAUCCUCUCAAUAUUCUGGGAAAGAAUUCUUCUUUUGUAUCUAUGGAGAAGCUGUAUCCUGACCACCACACUUUUAUUUACUGUGAUUGUACGUGUCCAUAAUGUCGACUCCAAGAGUGUAUAAUUCUGAUGUAACUUGUUUCAAUAUGCCUUUUGUAUAUAUUGACUCAUUAUAAAAGAGUGAGUUUUGGUUGAAAUGUAUUUCUACAAUUUUUCCAGAAAGUCUAUAUUUCAUUUUUAAUAAUUUAACCAUCAAAUACUGUUCUGAAAAUAAAAUUUCUCUAGAAUAAUUUAUUGAUGCUUAUUUGACUGCUUAUAACAAGUCAAUUGUUAAAAAUUUUGAAUUGUAAUGAAGCUAUGGUUUGUGCUAUGUAAUGCAUGUGGAGUAUAAAAUCUAUUUUCAAGACUAGAUAUGUCUGUCUA
Molecule: messenger RNA, 6064 nt
Organism: Hippopotamus amphibius kiboko
Lineage: Eukaryota; Metazoa; Chordata; Mammalia; Artiodactyla; Hippopotamidae
Gene: CREG2
Product: cellular repressor of E1A stimulated genes 2
Exons: 4
Coding region: 215-1054 (279 amino acids)
Source: RefSeq, a predicted model, not a curated record